UGCCGUCGUAAACAAUGAUGGCUUCCUCCGAUACGCAGCCGCGCUUCGGUCAAUCUGUCAAAGGUUUAUUGUCUGAUAAAGUCACUUCUUGCAGUGGAGAUGUGAUCGCUUUAACCCGCCAAGUGUUGAAAGGAUCCCGGAGCCAAGAACUACUCAGUCAGGCAGCGAGAAAUAUGGUUAUUCAAGAAGAUGCCAUUCUGCAUUCUGAAGAUAGUCUACGGAAAAUGUCUAUUAUAACGACCCACUUGCAGUACCAGCAAGAGGCCAUUCAGAAGAAUGUUGAACACUCGAAAAACCUGCAGGAUCAACUGAGACACUUGAUGAAAUAAUACUGCUCUUCAAAAAUAUAGAUGUAGCGUCCUAUAGCCUCAUCUCUCUUUUUUACUGUAAAUCACUUGCAGGUGAUUACUCAUUGCAUAGAUUGAAAGACAUUCCAACAUCCUCCUUUUCUUUUUGACAUGCAUUAGCCGUUCAAAAGAAGGCUUUUCUGUGGGAGAUUGUUUUCAGUAUUAAUAUUCAAAAUGAUAGUCAAAAUAGUAUCCACCACUUCUGUUUGUUUGAGUACAUUUGCUUUUAGACUUUUAAAUCAGGUUUACAAAUGAGAAAUUGUUAGUCUAUUUAUGUCUUGUUUUAUAUGGUGUAAUUGUUUUGCCAAACAUACUUGAACAUAUUUGUAUAAAAUGUUACACAGCAUUGUUUCUGCACAUUUUGCUAAGCAGCUUUAAUAAAUGUAUGUGGAAAGUUGGAUGAAACUUGUCUUUUUUUUUAAAGUCCAGCAAGGGGGUGAAUGAUAAAGUUCAUCCCACAUGCAAUAUCAGCAGCUUCUCUGCAAGGGCGAGCAGAUGGAUGUCCUAGAGUGAGGCCUUGAGCAUAACUAUUCACUUCAACAAGGUUUUGACUUUUGUCUGCAAGAAUUUAUUAUUAUUAUUAUUUAUAUGAUG
Molecule: messenger RNA, 941 nt
Organism: Danio aesculapii
Lineage: Eukaryota; Metazoa; Chordata; Actinopteri; Cypriniformes; Danionidae
Gene: borcs7
Product: BLOC-1 related complex subunit 7
Exons: 5
Coding region: 15-329 (104 amino acids)
Cellular component (GO): BORC complex
Source: RefSeq, a predicted model, not a curated record